CUUCGCCGCCGUUUGUUCAUCCUCCUCGCCGCUACGUUCUCUCACUCAAAAUCGUACAUCCUAAUAAUUCUGAAAAGCUGAAAGCAAAACAAUGGGAUUACCAGAUUCAUCUCAAGACUUGUCAUCAGAGAUGGAAGUUGAUGCUUUUAGAAAGAUCUUUCCUCUUCGUUUCUUCGAGCGUCAUCUCUCUGAAUCUCUCCGACCUGAUGGUAGACCUCUUGGAAAAGCCAGAGACACCAUUGUUAACCUUGGACUUGUUUCUUCUGCCGAUGGAUCUGCUCUUGCCAAGAUUGGCUACACAACUAUGCUUGCUGCUAUUAGAAUGGAAGUUAUGACCCCUUCUACAGAUUCACCAGACGAAGGAUGCAUAGCUGUUGAAUUCCACAUGCCUCCUAUAUGUUCUCCAACUGUUCGGCCUGGAAGACCAGCUGAUGCUGCUCCGGUUAUUUCAAAGCGUUUGUUGGAUACUAUUUCAAGUUGUAAUAUGAUUGAUCUUAAAGAACUGUGCCUAGUUAGUGGUAAAGCUGCUUGGAUGGGGUAUCUUGACAUUUAUUGUCUGGAUGCUGAUGGUGCUCUUUUUGAUGCUGCUCUGCUUUCUGCUGUUGCAGCCUUUUCGAAUUUGCAAAUUCCAGUUGUUGCUCUGAACGACAAUGGAAGAAUAGUUGCCAUCACUGGUGAAGAAAAGCAAGACAAUGCAUCAAUCACUGAGAAGGAAGCAGUGAACAAGGAGAGGAGAAAACUCACGCUUAAGAACAUCCCUUUCUCUUUAACUUGCAUACUCCACAAGAACUACAUUUUAGCAGACCCAACAGCUGAAGAAGAAUCGAUCAUGGACACUCUCGUGACUGUUGUUUUAGACUCCUCAGAUCAGAUUGUUUCUUUCAAUAAAUCAGGAGGAAACGCUCUCGCUCAUACAUCAGCCAUCAAGAGCUGUGUUGAGUUAGCAAAGAAGAGAGGAAAUGAGCUUAAGCAGAUAUUGGGAGAGAUGGAUGUUGACUGAUUAAAUCAUAUGGAAAUGUGAAUCAUUCCAUUAACAUUAUGAAAUUUUGUGAGUUACAUAAUUUAAUUAGAGACCCACCAAGAACCGGUCUAUUGCUAAACCGGUAUGACCAGAGAAAGCUCUUCACCAUUUUUGUUUCAAUGUGUCACGGUUUUGGUGAUCAUAUGACGAGGUUUUGAUGGAAGUUGUAAGUGUGCGAGUAUA
Molecule: messenger RNA, 1204 nt
Organism: Eutrema salsugineum
Lineage: Eukaryota; Viridiplantae; Streptophyta; Magnoliopsida; Brassicales; Brassicaceae
Product: exosome complex component RRP43
Exons: 9
Coding region: 92-1000 (302 amino acids)
Biological process (GO): U4 snRNA 3'-end processing; U5 snRNA 3'-end processing; nuclear polyadenylation-dependent mRNA catabolic process
Cellular component (GO): nuclear exosome (RNase complex); cytoplasmic exosome (RNase complex)
Source: RefSeq, a predicted model, not a curated record